AUGAAGAUCCUCGAGACCCAAUCUGCGCCGUUGACCAACUAUGAGGUCCUCACGCACCUCCAAUCCAUGCGCAAGCGCUACGACGCAGAACAUAGUGUCAAAAGCGGGAACUUGGAAACCGUCAUGAAAGAGUUAACAGACUACCUCACCACCACCCCGUCCCCGCUCGCGGGAGAGCACGAAUACACAGACGAGACGAUCCCGAAGCUGAUGAGCGCGCUGGAACCGUAUGAUCUGACAAAAGCCGAGAUGCUGAUGAUAUUCAACAUCCGCCCGGAGAGCCAGGGCGUGCUGGACACGAUAGUCGAAGAGCUGGAUAUGCGGCUGGACGAGAAGCAGCAGGAGGAGAUUGUCGAGCAUGUCGCGCGCAUUUUGGGCAGAGCGCCUGAGCCCGAAGGCGAGGGUGAAGACGCGGAAGGCGAAGAGGAAGAAAUGGAGGCUGUGGAGGGCGAGGAAGGCGGUGCGGCGGAAUGA
This is a messenger RNA of Xylona heveae TC161, 474 nucleotides long. RefSeq lists its product as hypothetical. The transcript has 3 exons. Lineage: Eukaryota; Fungi; Ascomycota; Xylonomycetes; Xylonales; Xylonaceae. Gene Ontology annotation, cellular component: RNA polymerase III complex. Gene Ontology annotation, molecular function: nucleotide binding. The record is from RefSeq and is a predicted model, not a curated record. Gene Ontology annotation, biological process: transcription initiation at RNA polymerase III promoter. The coding region runs from base 1 to 474 and encodes 157 amino acids.